Molecule: messenger RNA, 1503 nt
Organism: Zasmidium cellare ATCC 36951
Lineage: Eukaryota; Fungi; Ascomycota; Dothideomycetes; Mycosphaerellales; Mycosphaerellaceae
Exons: 2
Coding region: 1-1503 (500 amino acids)
Source: RefSeq, a predicted model, not a curated record
AUGAAACCCAACGUCCCCCUUUUCCUCAGCCUACACCUAGCAUCCCCCACACUCUCCAUCUCCCUCCCCACAAACCAAACCUCCCUCACCUGGCACAAAUGUCCCACCUCGAGCGAAACCAACGCCGGACUAGACUGCGCAGAGCUCCGCGUCCCUCUCGAUUGGUCCAACCCCAACGACGGCGAAACCAUCACCCUCUCCAUGAACCGCUGGCCGGCGAAAGAUCCCGCGAAGAAGAUCGGGACGCUGGUGUACAAUCCCGGGGGACCGGGGAUUUCGGCGACGGACUCGGUGGUGGAUUUUGCGUCGGGGGAUACGUAUUUUGGGGAGGCGUUGAGGGGGUUUGAUCUUAUCGGCCUCGACCCCAGAGGUGCAGGACGUAGCACCCCCAUCAAAUGCUCUCCUGACCUCUGGAACGCCCGGCCCUCGCAGUUCGUCCACACCGAGCAAGACUUCGCAAACCUCGUCCAAUACAACCGGGAUUUCGCCCUCUCCUGUCUCAAUCGCACUGGUAACCUCGUCAAGCACAUCGACACGCCCAGCGUAGCCAGGGACAUAGACGCCCUGCGGAUAGCUCUCGGCGAGGAGAAGAUCAACUUCUACGGCCAGUCGUACGGCACACAGAUAGGAGAGUCGUACGCUGAGUUGUUUCCAAGGAAUUUUCGUGCGAUGGUGCUGGAUGGCAAUGUCGAUCACUCUCUUACGGAGAUCCCCACCGUCGUGUCCGAGGCGUACGGAUACGAAGUUGUCUGGAACCGUUUCGUGGCCUGGUGCAACAAGACGGAGGAUUGCGUGCUUCGAGGCCAGGACAUCAACGCCCAGUACACCAAACUCCUCGACGCCGCCUUCCAAUCUCCCCUGGAAGUCCCCGAGUGCGAAGAUCCAGACUCAUCCUGCCGUCCCUCCGUCCGACUAGAGGAUAUAACAGGCACCGUGCAAUCGACUCUCGACUCCAAAUUCGUGCCCGCAGGCUACGAUCAAGAUACGCCCACCUGGCGCUCCCUGGCGAAAUACCUCUCCGCAGCCUUCAAAGGCGACUACUCGGACUUCGCGCCAGAAAUCGCCGAGAAUGAGACCUCGCCCUUGUGGCAAAUGCAGCUCGUCAACUGCCUCGACUGGGAGCAUAACGCGGCAAGUGCGGCGGACUUGAUCCACCAGACGCAGUUCAUGUUCACGGCCGCGCCUCACACCCGCGGGACGGCGCAGGCGUACGCUGUCAAUUCCAUGUGUGCUGGAUGGCCCUUCGCGGUACCUGAUCCACCGCAUCGACUUGUUGUGGAGGGUAAUGUGGCGCCUGUGUUUCUGCUGAACAGUCUUUAUGAUCCGGAGACGCCGUUCGAUCAGGCUGUGGGGUUGCAAAGGCAGCUGCCUGGUAGCGUGUUGGUGGCGGUUCGGGAGGAGGGGCAUACGAGUUAUCAGUAUGCUGGCGAGGCAGCGAGGUUGAUGGAGGCGUAUUUGGUGAACUUGACGUUGCCUGAGCCGGAUACGGUGGUGGACAGCUGA